Messenger RNA from Capsella rubella, 638 nucleotides. RefSeq names its product cyclin-dependent kinases regulatory subunit 2. Bases 124 to 372 code for a protein of 82 amino acids. Gene Ontology annotation, molecular function: protein kinase binding; cyclin-dependent protein serine/threonine kinase activator activity; histone binding. Gene Ontology annotation, biological process: regulation of mitotic cell cycle. Lineage: Eukaryota; Viridiplantae; Streptophyta; Magnoliopsida; Brassicales; Brassicaceae. The transcript is spliced from 4 exons. Gene Ontology annotation, cellular component: cyclin-dependent protein kinase holoenzyme complex; SCF ubiquitin ligase complex. The record is from RefSeq and is a predicted model, not a curated record.
UGCCCCCUUUUUCACUUUCCCUCUUCUCCUUCCUCAGAAAAUUCAUUUUUUUUCAUAUCCCGAUCGCUCUGCUUCUUCUUCUUCUCAAGUUCGACAAACGAUUUCUGGGUAAUUUAAGAGAAGAUGGGUCAGAUCCAGUACUCAGACAAAUACUUCGAUGAUACUUUUGAAUACAGGCACGUCGUUCUUCCUCCGGAAGUGGCUAAGCUUUUGCCUAAGAAUCGAAUUCUCUCGGAAAGUGAAUGGAGAGCGAUAGGAGUGCAGCAAAGCCGAGGAUGGGUUCAUUACGCGAUUCAUCGCCCUGAGCCACACAUCAUGCUCUUCAGGAGGCCUCUUAACUAUCAGCAGGAGCAAAACGUGAUUGCUAAGUAGAAUUAUGAAUGCAAAAUCCUCUCCUCCCUAAAAUCGGUUUAUGUCUCUCAUAAACAAGGUUUUAAAAAACACUUCUCUGAUACAUUCUCCUUAGUGUUUUUUUUUCUUUAUUGUGUUUAUUAAUUCUCUGCAGUGGAGAUUAUGUUAUGUGAGUUGGUGGUAGAACAACUCUUUAUGUUAUGUAAAAGUCUGGUUCUUUGCUAGACUUUUUGUUUGGAUCCACGUUUGAACUUAUGCAUUGUUAAGCCGUUUAAUUCUCCUGCUUC